Manacus vitellinus (golden-collared manakin) is the source of this 2187-nucleotide messenger RNA. RefSeq names its product angiomotin like 2 (gene AMOTL2). Gene Ontology annotation, biological process: establishment of cell polarity involved in ameboidal cell migration; regulation of cell migration; angiogenesis. The transcript is spliced from 6 exons. The record is from RefSeq and is a predicted model, not a curated record. Lineage: Eukaryota; Metazoa; Chordata; Aves; Passeriformes; Pipridae. Gene Ontology annotation, cellular component: cytoplasmic vesicle; plasma membrane; bicellular tight junction. The coding region runs from base 1 to 1065 and encodes 354 amino acids.
AUGUGGCAAGUGGAGGCUUUUGUCCAUCUGCCCAAGUGCCUGGGCAGCCUCUGGCCCCCAGGUGGCUACGAGCACCAGCAGGAGAAGGAGAAGCUGGAGCGGGAGGUGUCCCUGCUGCGCAGUGCCAACGAGGACCAGCGGCGGCGGGCAGAGCUGCUGGAGCAGGCGCUGGGCAGUGCCCAGGCGCGGGCGGCCAAGGCCGAGGCCGAGCUCCGGAAGAAACGAGCCUAUGUGGAGAAGGUGGAGCGGCUGCAGGCAGCCCUGGGGCAGCUCCAGGCUGCCUGUGAGAAGCGGGAGCAGCUGGAGCUGCGGCUCCGCACCCGCCUGGAGCAGGAGCUGAAGAUGCUGCGGGCUCAGCAGAGGCAGGCAGGCGCUUCAGGUGGGGGGACGCCGGAGCUGAGCGCCCACAUGCUGUCAGAGCAGCUGAGGGAGAAGGAGGAGAAGAUCCUGGCGCUGGAGGCCGACAUGACCAAGUGGGAGCAGAAGUACCUGGAGGAGUGCACCAUGAGGCAGUUUGCCAUGGACGCCGCGGCCACGGCGGCCGCCCAGCGGGACACCACCCUCAUCAGCCACUCCCCGCGGCAUUCCCCCAACAGCAGCUUCAACGAGGACCUUCUCCUGGCCAGCCACAAGCACCAGGAGAUGGAGAACAGGUUAAAAGCCCUCCAUGCCCAAAUUCUGGAGAAGGAUGCUGUUAUCAAGGUCCUGCAGCAGCGCUCGCGGAGGGACCCCAGCAAAGCCCUGCAGGGCUCCCUGCGGCCGGCCAAAUCCGUGCCCUCCAUCUUCGCCGCCUCGGCCACCCCGAGCUGGCCGGGGGCUGGCCAGAGUGACCGCUCCGCUGAGGGCAGCUCCCGGGGCAGCACAGCAGGCAAAGCCAGUGCCGAAGGAGCGGGAGCUCCUGCUACCCUUCCCUUGCCCUCCCACUCCAAGCAUGGCAGCAAGGAUGGCAGCACACAGACAGACGGGGCUGGGAGCAGCGGGCAGGGCGAGGGCACCGGAGUGCUGGAGAGCUCAGCCGCUGCCAGAGCCCCAGAUCUGUCUGACAUGGUGGAAAUCCUGAUUUAAGGCCCCUCUGCCCUUCCUGCCGGCACCUCAGGAUGGAGAAGCCUGUGGGAAGGGGAGGCCGAGCCUGGAGCUCAGCGGUGUCCCCGCGGCCCGUCCCGGCAGUGACCCCCGUGCGUGGGAGGGUCCCUGUCCCCCCUCGGUGCCCACACGGGUCCCCGGCUGCGCGGGGCGUGCUGGACCCCGGGGACCCCGCGGUGGCAGCUUAAAAUACACCUCGUCAGCUCCAUCCCCAUCCCGGCUCCAUCUGCAUCCCAGCUCCCACCUCUGGGUCUUGGCCAUCUGCACCCACCCAGGAGCUUGGCCUCUGACAGGAAAAUCCCUCCCUGUUCGCCCGAACUGUUCCCACAAGCCAAUGUCUCCGCACGAGGGCAGAGCCAGGAGAGGGGAUCCUUGUCCUCCAUGGGUCCCACCGACCACCCGGAUCCACGCGGCCAAGCCAAGAGCCAGGAGCCCCAAACUUCCAUCACCUGCAUCCUGCCUCUGGGGUUCGUGGCAGGGUGACAGUGAAACAAAACACGAUCAUGGAGGGAAUGAAAGGUGUAGGAGAAAGCAGAGGUGCAGGGCUCCGUGGGAAGCGAGGAUGCUGAAGGAGGCAGUGGGAUGUGCCACCCCUCUCCUGCCUGCAUCCCCUGGCUACUGGCAGCUGGCUUUGCCCGUAGCCAGCAUCGACAUCCAGCUCCUUAGAGCCUCCCAUCCUUGCCCUUCAUGUACAUAUAUAUUUUUUUCUCUAUUUCUUCCUCCUUUCAACGUGUGCAUUUGCUGGCCAACUGCAUUUUUUAUUUUUCUCUCCCCAGACACGUAAAAAAUGCGUUCGGUUCUUGUGCAUUGUUUACAAAGUGGAAAAGAAACAAAAAGUUAUGAAAGAGGAGAAAAAAAAAAAAAAACAAGCCCCCACAACUUAAUAUAUUUUAUAUUAAUAUUGGUAUUUCUUUUUAAGUAUUUUUUUCGUGCUGUGAACUUUUUUUUCCUGCCAAAGACGACAAGUUCUCGUUUGUGCGUUUUAAGUUAUCUUUAAGUAUUUAAACGUAAACCUGGCUGUUUCGUUACGCCGCCCUAUACCGAGAUUGCUGUAGCAUUCCACUUGGUAUAAUGAUAUUUUAAUAAAAAAAACCCAAAUAUUGA